UGGGAAUACACUCUCAUUCAGCGUUAGUUUUACGAGGAGCUAAAGUUAAGGGCUUGUUUGGUUGUUUGAAUUUUUUUGCUUCUAAGAAAUUUGUGAGAAAUGGCUGCAGCUUCAUCUGAGGAGGGACAAGUGUUCGGCUGCCACAAGAUUGAGGAAUGGAACGAGCACUUCCAGAAAGGUGUGGAGACUAAGAAAUUGGUGGUGGUGGAUUUUACUGCUUCCUGGUGCGGCCCUUGCCGUUUUAUUGCCCCAAUUCUUGCUGAGAUUGCUAAGAAGAUGCCCCAUGUUAUAUUCCUCAAGGUUGAUGUUGAUGAACUGAAGACUGUUGCGGAGGAAUGGAGUGUGGAGGCAAUGCCAACAUUUGUCUUUCUUAAAGAUGGGAAGGAAGUGGACAGGGUUGUUGGUGCCAAAAAAGAGGAGUUGCAGCAGACCAUAGUGAAGCAUGCUGCUCCUGCUACGGUGACAGCAUGAAUCUCCUUAAUCAAAUCCCAUAUUUAGUAUUGUCUUCUGUAAUAACCAAGUAACUUGUUCGAACUUCAAAGUAAGGAUGAUUGUAUGUUUUAUUAUCCACCAUGUUUUUAUUGCUUUUGUGAAACCUUUGUCUUGGUGCUUGGAAUCUGAUUUGUGCAUUUGGUGUUACUGAUGUUAGGCUAUAUGCCCAAUUCUACAGAAAGACUAUUUUCAGAUUUCUA
Molecule: messenger RNA, 692 nt
Organism: Nicotiana tabacum (common tobacco)
Lineage: Eukaryota; Viridiplantae; Streptophyta; Magnoliopsida; Solanales; Solanaceae
Product: thioredoxin H-type 1-like
Molecular function (GO): protein-disulfide reductase activity
Source: RefSeq, a predicted model, not a curated record